This is a messenger RNA of Glycine soja, 537 nucleotides long. RefSeq lists its product as uncharacterized. Lineage: Eukaryota; Viridiplantae; Streptophyta; Magnoliopsida; Fabales; Fabaceae. The record is from RefSeq and is a predicted model, not a curated record. Bases 1 to 537 code for a protein of 178 amino acids. The transcript has a single exon.
AUGCGUGCCUUCUUGUGUAGGACCCCAAAUCUGAAACAACUAGUUCUACCAAGGAAAGGUGACUUUUCAAGAAAAGCAGUGCAUAUGGAAAUGAAGUCAUGGGGAGGCCUUGAGUCCAUUAACAUUAGCUCUGGUGUCCCCAUCGAUUACAUAUUUCCUGCAAUUCGCGAAUACUGUAAGAGCGUCAGUGGGAUCAAAUUCCAUUGCGAAUUUGAAGAAAAGCACGCAGAAGCCUUGAUUGAAUCUACCCCUAACUUGAAGGUGUUCAGCAUUCGGUCCACGGUAGUGAGCGUGAAGGCUUUGAGGAGUGUGCUCACUUCCUUGGAACAUUUAGAGUCGGUGAACAUCUGUCACAACUUCGUUAUGGAUUUUUCACAUGGUGGAUUUAGUAUUUUUGCAGUUCAAGAAGUUAUCUAUUGUGAAGAAGGGUCAUGCCUUAAGUGUCAGUAUGAGCGUAGCAUUGCACCUGGUUCUUUUCUCUAUCGUGCACUAGAGGAUAUCUGGCGGGAGGAUGAGAUCACCUCACUGGCACAUUAA